AGCCCGUCCACCCCACUCUUUCUGCCCAUGACGCGGUAUGGAAUAUUCAGCAACAAAUUAGUACUUAAUCUUCGUUAUCAACUCAGUGUGAGGUCGUCAAUCCUUUGGUCUUGACUCUUGAGAUGGGUUGGGGGAGGAAGAAGAAGCCAAAGUCCGAUAUAGAGCACAAGAGAGGGGCAAUAUUAUUAGAAGAUCUCAUCAAAUGUUGCGAUGGCAAAUCCAAUCCCAUAAAACUCUUCUCUACUGAUGAAAUCCGCAAAGCCACCGACAAUUUCAGUGAGUCGAAUUAUGUUUACGAAUUAUCUGAUUUUGACUGCAAAUGGUAUUCAGGUAAGAACGAGAACCACCACAAAAUACUCAUCAAGAAAGCUGACGAUGGCUUAUAUAACUAUCGACAGGGACAUUUGUGCCGCGACAUAGCAGUUUCAUCGAUUGUGAGCGGUCACAAAAACUUUUUGAAAUUGGUUGGAUGUUGUCUUGAGUCUGAAAAUCCAGUAAUGGUUUAUCAUGGUGUAAAGAGACAUUACAAACUAAAUUUAAGUGAACAGACGUGGAAAAGGAGAAUGAAGUUAGCGGAAGAUAUCACUACUGCUUUAGCUUACCUCCACACUGCGUUCCCAAGGCCCUUCGUACAUACGAGUAUGUCUCUUGGGAAUAUAUUUUUGGAUGAAGAUGGGGUCGUGAAGCUGAGUGAUUUCUCUUGUUGCGUCUCGAUUCCAGAAGGAGAAACAUUUGUCGAGGUUGACAAAGUAGUGGGAACAUAUAAUUACUUGGACGAUAAAUACAUGAGAAAUGGCGUAGUCUCGGAGGAAACCGAUGUCUUUGCCAUUGGAAUGUUUAUGAUACUAAAUAUUCUAACCGGAACGGAAAGCUUUUUGGAUUUUUAUCUAGAAGAAAAAGAAGAAGAAAAAGAACAAGGUGAAGGUGAAGAUUAUGGUACUGAUUAUGAAUUUGAGAGUAAGAUGAGAAGACGUCUUCAAAAUUGGCUGUCAAAAUUAAAGGAAGACCGACACAUGGAUGAGAUCGCAGAUCCAAAGAUGCUAGAAAAGAUGGAUCAAAUUUCAGAACAAGAGCUUUGUCAAAUGGAAGCUUUCUUGAUGCUCUCACUGAGAUGCAUGAUUUCUCUCAUGGCCUUUUUAACUACUUGACUUCCAUUAAAUUUACUAACAAAUUCAAACAAUAAAAAUACAAAUUGACAAACACGUGGUGGCAGAGGUCAAAAGUAAUCAAAA
This is a messenger RNA of Arabidopsis lyrata subsp. lyrata, 1232 nucleotides long. RefSeq names its product probable inactive receptor-like protein kinase At1g65250. Gene Ontology annotation, molecular function: ATP binding; protein serine/threonine kinase activity. Lineage: Eukaryota; Viridiplantae; Streptophyta; Magnoliopsida; Brassicales; Brassicaceae. Gene Ontology annotation, biological process: cell surface receptor signaling pathway; protein phosphorylation. Gene Ontology annotation, cellular component: plasma membrane. The transcript has a single exon. The coding region runs from base 123 to 1148 and encodes 341 amino acids. The record is from RefSeq and is a predicted model, not a curated record.